Molecule: messenger RNA, 5328 nt
Organism: Cladocopium goreaui
Lineage: Eukaryota; Dinophyceae; Suessiales; Symbiodiniaceae
Source: the annotation of a GenBank genome assembly
AUGGCAGCUGAAAAACAGAUAGAUGCCGCGCAGAAAUUCCUACGUGGAAUUCAGUCCCUGGCCUCCUACGAGGAGGUCAGGGACAAGCAGGCUCAAGGGGUGCAAAGAUCGUUGGAGAAGGUAGUCUCCUUCACUGCUGCCCAAGCGGCAUCAUGGCUGAGGCUUCUUCAGGCAGAUCUUUGGACGGUUGGUCAGUUGGAUAGCUUCCGUGAGCUUGUUGCGGCCAAAACACGUCCUGUUGAGGUCGAGAGCAACCGUGGUGGUGUUACCCAAGAUUUUACUAUGUUGCCGUAUUAUCUAAGUGAUGAUUUGGCGCAGGAUGUUGGGAAUGCCGCCACGGAUUCGGAUCGUCUGCUAUGCAGAUUGUGUCAACAUGCGGCAAAAAUGACAUUGCGCAAUGCAUCAGAAGCUACGAAGGCAACGAUUGUGGUGCUUGCCAAAUGGAAUUUGUGCAAGCGUGGCUUGUCGCCGCGGCAACAGCAUGAUUUGUUUUGUCGCUUCAAGCCGGUUGUGACAAAGUAUCUGACGGCGGCAGAGGAUUCGAAGUAUCUCUUGGAUUUGCCUGUGGCUUGGGAAGAGUUGGACCAGGACAUUGUGACACGCGUCUUUCCUACGGGGAAACCGACGCAGAUCACGGAUCUUGCCGCAGAGAUUUGUAACUAUGUGCGACACAUGCCUCUACGCAAGGAUAACCGUUUAUUGCAAUCAAGCAGCCACGCGCUGCCCUCCAGUGGCCAAGUGCCGCCAGGCUUUUUGGCUGUGGAAGAUAUCUGCAAAGUUGUGGAAGCAUGCAAAUCAGCACAACCAAGCGUUGCGACGAUGCAGUCGAGCCAAUCCGCUCCGUCCGGGUCAUGCGCGCAGAUACGGCCUCCUCAGUUGGCCAUCUGUGACCGUCCACCGGUGGAGACUGCUGAGUCUGUGGAGCUUAAACCCGCUGCUACGCUGUCGGUCGCAGAACAAUUGGCCGCGUUGCGAGCGGACAUGGAUCCUCCGAUGGAAGCGGCUGCGCGUGGUGGGACAAUGAAAAAACCUGCUGCAAGUCAGAAAGGGCCUGGCACGCUGCGUCCACGAGGGCGGCCACCAGGUACAGGCAAGCCAAGGGCUGUAAGGAAGGCAGGGCUCAAGAGGCCAGCAGUUGCUACGAGCACAGAUAAGUCGAUGGGACGGGAGCAGGACUCUAUGACGCUACCUACGGGAGCGGUGGGAUCUAAGAGAUCCAGUGUCGCUACGGCGGCUGCAUUGCCCAAGGGCAAGACAAAAACAUCAAAGAAGCUGGAGGUUGCGAAGAGAAGCUCCAAAGGCAAGGGCACAGUGACGCCCAAGGGCGCCAAGGUGGCUGCAUCAGAUCGUGCAGCAAGGCGUCAAGCUAUCUUGGCUUCUGUGCCAAAGAAGAUCCAGGACUUCAUGGCAGAGAAGAGUGGCAAGGGCGAGGAUUCCGAGUACUCCUAUGUCACCGAUGAGGAGGAGGAAGAACCGGAAGCUGCCGGCAGUGGAGCACCACGUGUGCGUAGAGCUGCUAAGGCAGCGCCAAAACCUGCUGCUGCCAAGGCAGGGCCGGAACGUACCGCGCCUGUGGACGCAGGCCCAGCAGAUCUUCCGGAGGCUGUGGUCACCGUAUCCCAUGGUCCUCCGUGUGCCACGUCGAAACGUCGAAUCCCAAGUCCGUCGACGAGUUCGGAUGACCCAGGGCCGAAGUUACCACCAAGAUCCCGGAGCCCUGUGCGCCCGGUGCCGGCUCUGGACGCACGUCCUGUGCGGGAUCGGAGGCGGGAUGAUGAGCCAGGGCACGCACGGGACCGGUCUACGCGACCGGUUUCGCCACCUGCUGAUCUAGAAGCUGAGCGAGAGGGGCCUACGCGGCAUGGAAUGGAUGGAGGUCAUGGGAUGGCUGCUACGCGCAGCAAAGGCAAGGCCAAGGGGAAACGCACGCAGGACUGUCCGCACUGCUGGACUCCUGUGGCAUGGGCCCACGCGGUCAAGAGCAGGCGCGAGCAGAAAGGCUGGGGGGAGCACGCCGAGCGUGCCCGGGGGGACACAGGCGUCGACGUGUUGCCCGCUAGUUCGGCGAAGCAUCGGGCAUAUGUGGAAGAGCGUGUACGUCACGAACCAGAGCCGCCGCCGGAAGCAGAGGUGGAUCGCAGCCGCCGGCGACGUCCUCCCCCCAGCACAGAUGAGUCGGACGGAGACGGGCAUAAGGCCAAGCGCCAUGGCAAGGACAAGGGAGCCGACAUGGUGUGGAUCAAGGAAGUGAUUUCCGCAAUGACGGCUACGGUCGCAGCGGUGCCAUAUGAUACCUUUGCCACUAAGUGGGGGAAGGUAGCAGUGUGUCUACGGGACGCACGUUUCCUGGCUACGGUUAGGGAUCGCCGCGUACUGUCGCGGAUGGAAGCACUCAUAGACUUGGGGGUAUGGCACGCUACGGCGUUGGACGUACCGCCGCAUCCAAAGAUUCCAGGCUACUGCCUGGUGAGGGCACACGAUCGAGUAGACGCAGAGCCUUGCCGGUGGACCUUCCUCAUGGAAUCUGACGACUGGUUCCAAAAGGAAUGCAUUGCCUGCCGCAAGGCCUUAAGCACACUGGCAUGGCACUUCUUGAUGAAACAUAAUAGGGCGCGAGAGUUCGAAUGGAGCCGCAGGGCGUCAGAACUGGUGCAGAAGAUGUUGCGGCAAUGGCGCUACGAGCGCAAAGGACGGCUGAGCUUCGAAGCGUCUGAAGCAGGUUCCGCACUUGUCCGCGGACUGACCGCGGAUGAGCGCGAGCAUCUGGGCACGAAUGCUGACCUGCAGGACUUUGACGCGGAAGAGUCCACGGACUUUUUUAAAAGCCUGGCAGGAUCGAAGGUCAAUGGGGCACAUCUGCAAUGGCAGACCAUCAGGGCGUCUUUGGUGAAGAAACUGACAGAGAAACAGAUUAAAAGCCAUGCGGCCAAGAUUGACAUCGAAGAGCUGCCCAUGUCCGUUCUGCUGCAAAGGGGCUGGCAGGAAGAGACCGUGCGUCGGUUUCCGAGCUAUGAGUCGCCGGAGUAUGGCUGCGAGGUGUUCAAGGUGCCUAUCAAGAAGCAAACGUGGAAGCAAGUCUUUGAAUCAGUGGAAGAGAGGAUAUAUUUAGAACGCGAAAAACAGGCAUCGAAGAAGCGUGGUGCCCAAGCGGCCGAUUUGGAUGUUCCGGUGGCGGCAGGCCCAAGUGGCCAAAGCUCUGAGAAACAAGAAGAACGGAAGGAAGCAGCAGCCGAAAAGAAGAAACAAACGUCCAACCAGAAGAUUGCGACGUUGGCGGCAAAGAGCUUGGGAUGCAUGGCAUCGACGGAGACGGCUCUCUCCAAGAUCAUCAACAAAGGCGAGAUGGUGCCCGAAGCUGACGGUCCUGCCAUGGUUGUCUGCAAGGAUAGCUUGGCCAAGGUCAAGCGUUGGGCGGAAGCAGCGCGGGCAGCAGUGAAUCAGCAGGAAAGCAACAAGGCUAAGAGUGAAGGCGAUUCCCACGUGGAACUGACUCCCUUGCCAUUUGACGCAAGUGACCUCAAGGUCCUUUUGAAACAAGGGCAAGAAGGCAUCAAGGCGCUGCGUGAGAGCUUCCCGAAGCCAAAGGCCAAGGCAAAGGCUGAGGGGACCUCCACGGGAGAGCCCGCGCCCAAGAGGCGAGAUGUGGAAGCGGCCAUGCAACCGAGAAAACGCAAGCUAAGAGCUGGCGAUGAUCCUCUGUUGCAAUUUCAAGCCUUACGACAGCUGCCGCGACUCAGUCAAGCAGAUUGUCGUGAAGUGAUCAGUUUGCUACGCGAUGAUGACUUGGGACGGCGCACUGGCACGAGGGAACACCACGCGUACCCCCACGCAUCCAAGCUGAUGCGACAGCUUUGGUCCGGCCAAAGUCAAAAUGUGCCAGUGUACGUCAAUUCUCUUCCCGAUCUUUUGCAGGCUAAGGUGGAUGCUUGCCCUUUGUUCGCACGAUUGCUGUCCGAUGCAUGGGAAGAAUAUGAUGGACGCCUAACCUUCGUAGUGUUUUCAGAUGAUGCAACACCAGGCAACAUCUUGGUGCCUCGUUGGUCUGGAUCUGCAAGGUCCUGGUGUUGGGCGAUCAUGAAGGGCUACGUGCCUUUGCCGGCUGUAAGGGCGCAGUUGCCUCCGGGGCAUGUGCAUCUCGGGAACGCUGACACAACGUUGCUACGUUUGCAGACGGAUGACGGUCUGCAAGCUGUUGUGGCAUACCUGCGUGGAUGCAGAAACAAAACAGAGUUGCAGGAAGGAGAAAAACUGCUGGGAUGGUGUCUGUCGAGCAUGGAAAAGGGAAUCUUGGGAUCCACGUCCUUGCAAGACUGGAUAUCCAUCGAAUCUCUGUAUGUGGAUUCGAUGCAUCAAUUCUAUGCAAACGGCUUAGUGGGACAAGACAUUGGCCUCUGGUAUGCGCUGUUUAAGCAAAAUGGGUUCGAUCUUUGCUUUCUUCAACGGUGGGUGGGCAUCGGCUGGAAAACCCUGAUGGGUGGACCGAGCCCAAAGGAAUGCUGCAAUGACAAACUGUUUCGUGAAGGGCAAGACUUCCGUGGAGAUGCAGAUACUACGUUGCAAGCACUGCCUCUCAUUGCCAGCUUCUAUAAGGAAAUGCUGGCAGACAAUGUGGCCAUGCAGCCGGCGAACGAAGCACUGUUUGCAUUGCAGGAAGUGUCCCAGCUGCUGCAAAGAACCAAAGUACACCCGGAUGCAGCACGGCACCUACCCGGAAAAUUGAAAAGAUAUAAAGAGAAGUGGGAUGUCGCCUACGCAGCGGUGGCUUGGGCAAGACCCAAAUUCCACUACUCGUUGCAUCUCCAAAGCCAAAUUCAAAAAUGGCAUCGACACAUCGAUUGCUUUGUGGGGGAGCGCAAACAUCGUGUGUUUAAGUCCAUAGUGGCACCGCGUCUGUCGCAAUUAAGUUGCUUCACUCGAAGCACCCUUUUGCAAUUAACAGAAAUAGAGCUGACUACGAGUCACUUGGAAAGUGAAUACACUGGUCGACUUCUGGGAAAGGCCACGCAAGACGUGAAUAAGGCAAGAGAACUAGGCCUUCCAGAUCACGUUGUCUUUGGAAAAGGCAUUCAGAUCUACUGUGUGGAGUACUCACGCGGUACCUUUGUGCAGAUGUCUGCUACGUGCAGCAUUGAAAUUAUCCAUGGCCUUGCAGAAGGAGAUUCUCUUUCUGUGCUGGUGCACACAUUGCAAGCCAUGCCCGAGGCAUCCAUUCUCAAAUGGAAGCGCCUCAGCAGAGGAACGGAAAUCAUUGCAGCAUCCGCGCUGCGGCAGCAUGAGCCGAUGCGAUUGCUGCGUGAAGACCAAGACGGUCUUUGCCUUCUACGCUGA